CAACAUUUUGUUAUUGUAACAUACUCUUCAACAGGAGAAAGAUAGCUAUCAUUAUUCAUAAUUUUAAAGAGGAAAAAAAAUAGUACUAACUACUACUAAAACAAAGUAAGAAGAAUUAAUAUAAGAUUGAGAAUUUUUUUCUUCUUUUAUUUUUUUCUUCUUUCUUUGAAAGAUUUCGAAGAAGAAGAAGAAUGACAACACCAAGUAGGCCGCAACAACAACAACAACAAUUGAUGAUAAUACCAAAAAACUCGGGGAAUGUUAGCCCGAGCAAGGAGGAUAAAGAAGAGGAGCUUUCUAGGUCUGCGUUGGCUAUGUUCCGAGCCAAGGAAGAAGAGAUUGAAAGAAGGAAAAUGGAGGUUAGAGAAAAAGUUCAAGCUCAAAUGGGAAAAGUUGAAGAAGCAACUAAGAGAUUGGCUGAUAUUCGUGGAGAACUUGAAGCACUUACAGAUCCCAUGAGGAAAGAUAUUGCAGUGAUUCGAAAGAAGGUUGAUUUGCUCAACAAAGAGUUAAAGCCAUUGGGGUUGAGUUGCCAAAAGAAGGAGAAAGAAUACAGAGAAGCUGUUGAGGCUUAUAAUGAGAAGAAUAGAGAAAAAGCUCAACUAGUUGGAAAGUUGAUGGAGCUGGUGACUGAAAGUGAGAGAUUGAGGCUGAAUAAACUAGAAGAUCUAAGCAAAAACAUAAAAGGUCUCCUGUAAAAUAUCAUUGAAAAAUAUAUAUAUAUAACCAUAUUGGGUUUGUGUGUGCUUUGUACUAAUUAGAGCUACUUAUUGGUUUGUUGAUUUUUUCUUCUUCCUCUCUUUUUUCACCUGAUAUUGAUUUCUGUCACUGUAAUUUGUAUUUCUUUGGGUAAUGGAGAUUUUCUCAUCUAAAAAGAAAAUGGGUACCCUUCAACAUUGAUUGUCAGUUAUUAACACUUCCAACUUCAGAGGAUUUGCAAUGUUAUUGUAUAGUGUUAUCAUAGGGUGUUUGUAAGUGUUCCAUGGAUAUGAAAAUUUAAAGUGAAUUUCUGAUU
Messenger RNA from Cannabis sativa, 1015 nucleotides. RefSeq lists its product as uncharacterized. The record is from RefSeq and is a predicted model, not a curated record. The coding region runs from base 192 to 698 and encodes 168 amino acids. Lineage: Eukaryota; Viridiplantae; Streptophyta; Magnoliopsida; Rosales; Cannabaceae. The transcript has 4 exons.